AAACAAAGAGAGUACAAAACUAGACAAACUGCUGCAGUGCUGCAGUUUCGCAUCGUAUUUCUUUGUUGUAACAACAAGUGUCCGCAAUUUUAAUACAAACGUUCACCAAGGGUAAUUUUUAACAAUGGCCGCCAACAGCAAUAUCAACAACGAAAUAGAGUCCACAGACCAGGUAGGCAUUCGCGUCGAGGCUGGUACCAACACAGACGACUUAACCGAUGCCUUUGGCUCCGUGGGCUCAAGCAACAGUGCAUCGACCUCGACAAAUUACAACCAAAGUAGCUUUGGCAGCGGCGCCAUCGGUCAGCUGGCAUUGAAUGGCUACGGUUCGUCUGGCUAUCACAAAUAUGUAGCCAAAAUGGUGACCGAUCGACAUGCAGCCGAAUACAAUAUGCGGCACAAGAAUCGCGGCAUGGCCAUCAUCUUCAAUCACGAGCACUUCACUGUGCAAUCCUUGAAGGCGCGCGCAGGCACAAAUGUCGACUGUGAGAACUUGUCUCGGGUGCUCAAGCAGCUGGAUUUUGAUGUUAGUGUGUAUAAGGAUUGUCGCUAUCAGGAGAUUCUGAGCACAAUUAAAUAUGCUGCGGCACAGAAUCAUGAGCACAACGAUUGCAUUUUGGUGGCCAUACUCUCGCACGGAGAAAUGGGCCAUAUAUAUGCGAAGGAUACGCAAUAUAAACUGGAAAAUAUCUGGAGUUACUUCACAGCCAAUCAUUGCCCCACACUGGCGGGCAAGCCCAAGUUGUUCUUUAUACAGGCCUGCCAGGGUGAUAGUUUGGAUGCGGGCGUCACCAUGGUAUCUGGUCGCACCGAAACGGAUGGCGACUCCUCUAUGAGCUACAAGAUACCCAUCCAUGCCGAUUUCCUGAUUGCCUACUCCACCAUACCGGGCUUCUAUUCGUGGAGGAACACCACACGUGGCAGUUGGUUCAUGCAGAGUCUGUGCGCUGAGCUGGCCGCCAAUGGCAAGCGUCUGGACAUACUCACCCUGCUCACCUUCGUCUGCCAGCGUGUCGCUGUUGACUUUGAGUCCUGCACACCAGACACUCCAGAAAUGCAUCAACAGAAGCAAAUACCCUGCAUUACGACAAUGCUAACACGCAUUUUGUUAUUCAGCGACAAGGAAAAGGCACCGGCCGCACGCAAUUAACUUCAGACUAAUCGAGCUGCUGCUGAAGCAGAGUGAUAAAAAAAAUUGGAUAUGCGAAGACCUCAAAACAAACACAAAUAAUUACUUAAUUAAGCAAAUUCUGAAAAACUCGAAAAUCUUACAUUUUUUAUACAAAUGGAAAACAAAAAAAAAACCUGGUGCAAUUUUCCUAUGCCAGCUCCUGCCAUGUCUUUGUCUUUCCUGCCUGCUAUGCGUCUCGUGUCCGUCAUAUUUUUUAUAUAUACAUAUAUACUUAUAUAACAAUUUAUAUCUCUUAAUCUUGUUAAGCUCAAAACUUAAUUUCUAAAGUUUAUAUACAAAUUUUUACUUUUAUAUUUACACUAUAUAAUUUUAGAAAGAAUAAAAUGAACAAUUAUUUGACUUGCUAAAUAAAGUAUAUUAAAUGAAAUGAA
Drosophila hydei is the source of this 1563-nucleotide messenger RNA. RefSeq names its product caspase (gene Drice). The transcript has 2 exons. Gene Ontology annotation, cellular component: cytoplasm. The record is from RefSeq and is a predicted model, not a curated record. Bases 125 to 1150 code for a protein of 341 amino acids. NCBI's taxonomy places the organism in Eukaryota, Metazoa, Arthropoda, Insecta, Diptera, Drosophilidae. Gene Ontology annotation, biological process: apoptotic process; proteolysis.